Messenger RNA from Vicugna pacos (alpaca), 9410 nucleotides. RefSeq names its product signal transducing adaptor molecule (gene STAM). The record is from RefSeq and is a predicted model, not a curated record. Gene Ontology annotation, biological process: protein transport to vacuole involved in ubiquitin-dependent protein catabolic process via the multivesicular body sorting pathway. Gene Ontology annotation, molecular function: phosphatidylinositol binding; ubiquitin binding. Gene Ontology annotation, cellular component: ESCRT-0 complex. NCBI's taxonomy places the organism in Eukaryota, Metazoa, Chordata, Mammalia, Artiodactyla, Camelidae.
CCUUGGUUGGUCCUGUUUUGGCGGGGCAGGUUCCGGGUAGGUUCUGGACAGGCAGCGCCGUGGGCGCCCAGAUUCCCGACAGGCUCCACGCCGGGGGCCUUCUCGGCUCCUUUGCUGUUGCCGCCGCCGCCGCCGCUGCUGCCGUGGUUGUCGAGGGUCGGCGAGUGGAGGAGCUGUCGCAGACCCUGUGGAGUCCGUGUCGGUCGCUGUUUUGGCCUGAGGAGUCUUCCUACCUGAGUCGCACCUGGACUCCCGUGGUGUCGAGGGGGAGUCCCUGCGGACACCUCUGCACGCAGUGGAGAUGCCUCUCUUUGCCACCAAUCCCUUCGAUCAGGAUGUUGAGAAAGCAACCAGUGAGAUGAAUACUGCUGAGGAUUGGGGCCUCAUUUUGGAUAUUUGUGAUAAAGUCGGUCAGUCUCGCACUGGACCUAAAGAUUGUCUUCGGUCAGUUAUGAGGAGGGUGAACCAUAAAGAUCCUCAUGUUGCUAUGCAAGCUCUGACUCUUCUAGGAGCAUGCGUAUCAAACUGUGGCAAAAUUUUUCACUUAGAAGUAUGUUCGAGAGAUUUUGCUAGUGAAGUAAGCAACGUCUUAAACAAGGGUCAUCCUAAAGUAUGUGAAAAAUUAAAGGCUCUCAUGGUUGAAUGGACCGAUGAAUUUAAGAAUGAUCCACAGCUUAGUCUAAUAUCAGCAAUGAUUAAAAACCUUAAGGAACAAGGAGUUACGUUCCCAGCUAUUGGCUCCCAGGCUGCAGAACAAGCAAAAGCAAGUCCAGCUCUGGUGGCCAAGGAUCCUGGUGCCGCGGCUAACAAAAAAGAAGAAGAAGAUUUAGCAAAAGCCAUUGAGUUGUCCCUGAAAGAACAAAGGCAGCAGUCGACCACCCUUUCUACUUUGUAUCCAAGCACAUCCAACCUCUUAACUAACCACCAACAUGAGGGCCGAAAAGUUCGUGCUAUAUAUGACUUUGAAGCUGCUGAAGAUAAUGAACUUACUUUUAAAGCUGGAGAAAUUAUUACCGUUCUUGAUGACAGUGACCCCAACUGGUGGAAAGGUGAAACCCAUCAAGGCAUGGGGUUAUUUCCCUCUAAUUUUGUGACUGCAGAUCUCACUGCUGAACCGGAAAUGAUUAAAACAGAGAAGAAGACGGUACAAUUUAGUGAUGAUGUUCAGAUAGAAACAAUAGAACCAGAGCCGGAACAAGCCUACAUUGAUGAAGAUAAAAUGGAUCAGUUGCUACAGAUGUUGCAAAGUACAGAUCCCAGUGAUGAUCAACCAGAUCUUCCAGAGUUACUUCAUCUUGAAGCGCUGUGUCACCAGAUGGGACCUCUCAUUGAUGAGAAGCUGGAGGAUAUUGAUCGGAAGCAUUCAGAACUCUCAGAACUUAAUGUGAAAGUGAUGGAGGCACUUUCCUUGUAUACCAAGUUAAUGAAUGAAGACCCGAUGUAUUCCAUGUACGCAAAAUUACAGAAUCAGCAGUAUUAUAUUCAGUCAUCUGGUGUUUCUGGUUCUCAGGUGUACGCAGGCGCCCCGCCGCACAGCGCCGCCUACCUGGUCGCGGGGGCCGCGCAGCUGAGCCACCUGCAGAGCUACGGCCUCCCCCCGGAGCAGCUGCCCUCUCUCAGCCAAGGAGCCGUGCCGGCCAGCGCCGCCCCGCCCAGCCAGCCGACCCAGGCUUCUUACCCCAACGCCAUGGUCAGUUCCGUUCAAGGAGGUACCUAUCCCAGCCAGACUGCAGUGUAUAGUCCUCCUCCUGCUGCUGCGGCUGCUGCCACCGAUGUCACUCUGUACCAGAAUGCGGGAACUAACAUAUCCCAGGUGCCAAACUAUAAUUUAACAUCCGUGCUGUCUCAGCCAGGAGGCAGUCAACAGCCACCCCCGCCACAGCAACCGUAUUCUCAGAAGGCUCUGCUGUAGGACUUGGGAUUCCUCUUUGUGGCAAACACCUGCUAAAUGUCGAUGACAAUACUAUGAGAUCCUUUAAAAUCCUAAGAUUUGUUUAUCCUCAGCUUAUAAGAGUCGAAUCUUGGUCAGCAAGUUCCAAUAUUCCAGAAGGUAGAACUCUCUUCGAUGUGCACUGAUGUUUUAGAGGGUCUCCCCCCUCCCCCUCCCCUUCCCCCAGAGGAAUGAAACUACUUACAACAUUUAAUUCCUUUCAUGAUAUGAAAGAAUUGAUGCAGGAUUAUUUGUCUCGUGAAAUUACCUGGUCUGCAAAAAGUCGAACCUACAAACACUGUUGUGGCAAAUGUUAUGUACAUAUAUAUUGCUGUGUAACUUCACUAGUGGCCAUUUUGACUCACAGUGGUGAUCAUGUGAAUAUAUUUAACUGUUAAGUUAAUUUACAUUGCUAUUUUAUUUUAAUCAUGAACAACUACCAUGUUUCAUGAUGUUUUGUGUAAAUCUGAGGUAAUUACACUAUCCUUUUAAACUGCAAGAGGACAAAGCUGUAGCAUAUUGACAUGCAGCCGUCAUAUUAUUCCUGUUUCAGUUUCCCAUUAAACUGAACACUUCCUGUGUAUCAUGUCGUCCUGUAGCCUCUGCAUACGACUAGCUGUCAUCACACCAGUGUACAGUAGCUAAAUUUUUGGUGCCAUUAUAGCAAGUGAUUAUAUUAUUCCCUUUUAAACGUCUACAUUUAGGCAUGAUGUUUCAGAAUAUCAUGGGACCAUGAGACAAAAGUAAGUGGGACCACAUGCUUUUUAUCUUACUUUUAAAGAAAUAAUGUUGAUUUACUUUUUCCUAGUUGAAGGUAGUAAUUGGGUUUCUAAGCUGUAUACUGUGUUUAUUGGUGGCAGUGACACCAAAGAUAGAGGCAAUGGAUAGAAGUUUUUCAACUGGAAAGAAAACGUGAAUUACACUACAUUUUCACUGUCUUGUAAUUAUUUAGGAUAUAAACAAAGUUUGACUUAUCUGUCUUAGUCUUUUGAAUAUGUCUUUAACACAUUGUAUCUUUUAAUUCUUCAUUAAAAUGGAUGUACGUAGAUGUUUCAAAGUAAUCUAUAUUCCUGGCUUUGCUUAACAGUUUGUAUAUUUAUUCUUAUCUUUCCAACUGGAUUUUUGGGCUGCUGUCUUUCUCUUUUAAAGUUCUAAAUAGAAUUAUUUUGACUUCUUAUUCAGUAUUUUUGAAUGGAUGCUUUUCUUUUAAUCCAUGUGAAAUGUGUUUCCUACUGACAUUUUAAUCUUCUUAAAUAUUUAUAAUUUCCCUAGUUGUGCUAUACUAUUACUUAACACCGUUAUUUAAACAACUGAAAAACUGAGAUGAGCAUCAUAUUAGAUGGAUUGAUUUAUUAACAGAUUUCACAUCAUAAAUGAAGGUUUAAUUUGUAUUUUCUGAGACUGUUGUGAUCAGGUAGUUUCUUUCCUUUUUGGCAAAUGAUUCCAUGUUUGGCAAGGUAGGUUCAAUUUAAAGCACCAUCUUCAACUUAUAUGUCUCAUCCUAGUGUUGUGUUUUCCUGAGUUUAGGGUAUGUUGCCCUCAAAUAGUAAUUUUAAAAUUUGAAUUCAAACCUUACAUUAAAAUUUUUUUAAUAUGUUGUUUUUGAUAAACAUUGUCAAACGAUUGUAGUCUUUUCCAUUCCAGUUUGAAUAUUCUAGUUUGAGUGAUACACUUUUUCUCAAGUUAUGUUGUGUUUUUCUCUAUCUUUUGAUAAAUUUGUAAAUUUGCCCAAUGGCAGAUGUAUCAUUUUCCCAUUUUAUUGUGAUACACUUCAUGCUCUAAGAUCAAUGACAUAUUCUCUAGGAUGUGUUCUGCCCUGUAGAAGUCGAAGAAUGAUGAAGUCAAAAAAGGCUGCCCAUAUUACAGUGCAUAUGCAGUUUUCUUAAUCUAUUCACACUACUAGGCUUUUAUAAAGAUUCAAAUGAUGAAUACCUAAAACUGAUGCUAUAUUAGUAUGCAGUUUUCACUUAGUAGGUAUAAAAAUACCAGAUGGAAAAAUUCCACUGAAAAGGAACCAGUGGGUUUUCCGUCCUUCAGAUGACAUGGCAAGGUCAGAAAUGGGAAAAGGACCAGUUAAGAGCACAGUGGUUUUGUUCUGCAACCAGUGUCUGUGUUGUGCUUUCAUAAAAUCUGUCUUUAAAAGAUAGCUGUCCCUCUUCAAAGGGAACAGAAUUAUUUAUUAAAUUAACUUAAGUAGAAGAUGAUUUAAAGCAAAUUUUGCUUUUCAGUUUUUUUCCUUUAUAAUUUUUGUACAUACAUAAACCAGUGACAUCUAAAUGGAAGAAUUCAGCCCAAUUACUGUCUAGCAUAAAUAGCCAACAAACCUCAUAGUCAGUUGGAUAAUAUAUCAGUUCCCUAAACUUACCUACUGAGGUAGUAUGUAGUAUGUCCUUACUGUAAUGGUACAGGCUUUUCUAACCGGGGUCCUCCUUCACUGUUACCUUUCUCUCCUUCUCACUGAGGAACACUUUUUAUGUGCUCAAGAGAUUCCCUUCUCUAUAUUAAAAAUUACUAGAACUUUUGUUUCUAUAACUCUUAAUUUUUAAUUUAAAAUGCUUAGUAGACCACUAACAUUUUUUGAUACAGUUUUAAUAUAUGACAUAUGUAUAAUUCAUCAUAAAAAUAUCUCUAGUUCCAAGCUUCAAGUUUAUAAAAGAUAAAUUAGUGUCCUGUAUGGUAAACUAUGCAACCUCAAAAGCUAAGUAUUUUCUAAAUGAAAUCCGUUGGUAUAGUUGGUCAAAUUUUCAUUUCUUUAAUACAGUAAACUCACUGUUUUCUUUUUCUCAUCUUACCAACUGUACUAGUAAUUAUAGUUUCCUGCUAUAUCACUCUUUAAAUAUUUAAUAACAAAGUUAUGGUUUACAUUUUUCACUCAUGUCAUUUUCUAUUUUUAAAAAUUAUUUUCAUUGUUGAUAAGUGCUUAGAAUAAAUAUAUAGAAGGAACUUACCUAAAUGUUUUCUCAAAGACCUUAUGUUUAGUUAUCUUUUAGAAUCAUGGUUCAAUUAAGUGUUCUGGUCAAAUGUCCGCGUUAUUUUCUGAGCUACUGAUAAUGACAUGCCCCCCUGGUUUUUGAGCAAAGCCACCUUGAGUUUUUAUGCAUUCUUUUUUAGUAUGGUCUUCUUUUGAAAUUGUACUGCUUAGUGAUUCUUCUCCCUCAAGUUUUCCUACCUUAGCAAUUUUUCCCUCAUAAUAUUCUACAGCAUUUUAAAUCUACAUAUUUAAAAUACUAGAUUUUCUUGUUGAACAAAAUGUAACAUUUUGUUGGAGAUAACUUGUGGUCAUGCUGUACUUUGUUGAUUGUUUCACACUCUAGCUUCAUGUUUUUACUUCUCACUACUGUUAUUGUCUGUCUGCUGCUGCUUUUAGACUCAGUUUCUUACAAGGAUUGCAUAUUAAAUUACUGAGUGUCAGCAGGCCUCUGUAUAAAAGCGAGAGACUGGUUCUCAAGACCUUUUGGUGUUCAGAGACUUAAAAAAAAAGUUAUGUCUAUUUUAGAAAAGAAUAUAUUCAGAUUUUUUGAUCAGGUACCCUCAUCAGUAGCAAAUAUUUUUGAGUUUAUAGCCUCAAAAAUAUGUAUGUCUAUGUAUCUACAAAUUGUACAAGUUCUGUAAUAAUACACUAUAUUAUUAUAGUAUGUUAUAUACUAUAUUACUGUAGUAAUAUAGUACCUUAUGAAACACACCAAAAGUAGAAAUCUUUAUUAAAAGGGUAAGAGAAAAAAUUAUUAAUAGAAAUUCUAAUAUUUUCUUCCCAGAUCUCUCGGUCUUUUAGUCAAUGCCCUAGAAUGUGUAUACCCGAUUUGGAGACCACUGCCUAGAGGUUAAGAUUAAACAGAGAGAGCAGGAUGUUGCUAAGUUGGCCCUUUGUGGUCAGUGUCUGAUACUACAAGUGGUGCUUUUCCUAGCAACUUUCUAUGUUGAAUUUUCAGACUUACAGGAAAGACUGAAAUAAUAUAUUGAACACCUGAGUAUUCUUCAUAUAGAUUCACUAAUCAUUAACAUUUUGUUGCAUUUGCUUUAUCUCUUUAUGUAUGUUUAUACGUGUGUCUGUAUCCAUGUUUGUGUAUAGGUGUGUUUUUAUGGGUAUAUACACAUAGACUUUAUUGUAUGAAUAGACAAAGCAAUAGACUUUUAACUAAACUAUACACCUAAUCAUUUUGUCAUGUAUUUUGUAGGGAUAAGUACAUUCUCCUGCACAACCUAAAGCUUUGUCACAUAAUUCUGUAAUAUUAUUGUUACCAAACACCCCCAGACUGUCAGUUGAAGGCAUAGUUUUUUAAAAAUCCAGGAACAUACACCACAGUUUUUAUGUUCCUUUAUUCUCUAUUAAUCCAGAUUAAUCUCUUCUUUUUUCCUCCAUGAUACUGCCUUUUUACAGAUCAACACCAGUUGUCUCAUAGCAUUUCCCACAUUCAGUCAGAACUAUACGACUUAUGGUUAAAAGUAAUGAAUCUAAAUUUUUCAAGCUCAUAUCAGAAAAUUGUAUGUAUAAAUGAAUGUUGUUAGCCUUAAACUGUGGUUAUUCUGUAUAAGAGACUAUAUGCUCAGGCCAUUGAUGCUACCAUAGCUCAGUACAGCUUUGUGUUCUUCAUUUCAAAUUGCAUUUACAGUCACUGAAGAAAGUUUGUGCCCUUGAUAAAAAUAAUUAGCUCCCCCUUUCCCUCAUUCAAACCAAAAUCAACUUCUCUCAAGCUUGUUCAUCUACCUGAUUCAUUCUGGAUGGCUUUUAGGUAUUAUAGAAAUGUAGCAAAAAAUCAUAGGACUUUGUUUUGGGAGGUGUACAUCUUGGCAUGUUUGUUUUAAAAGACUUCUCAUUAUAAACUCAUAAAAGACUUCUCUUAUAGUCAUAUCUUCUUUUAAGAUAUUGAAAUCACUCAUGAGGAAGGGAAGUCCUUUCUUUUUAAAAGUUCUAGUUUUUACUUACUUUCCUGAAAUUGGUUAUCAAAUUGGAAUCGGGCUGAUUAAAAAUUAAUAAUCAGUCAAGUUAGAAACACAUGCAAGUUACAAUAAUGUACACCAUCAGGUUGUUAAGUAGCUGGCUUAAUCCCUUACAUUAUUUCAGUUGGUUGGUGGCUUUUUAAAAAACAGAAUAAAUGUUUGUAAUCUAUUGUUUCUGUGGCAAGAUAUACGAAGUUUCUUAAGUGGAGGAUAAUUACGUAUCUUGUUACUUUAAAAAGAGAGAAAAUAUAUAAACAAUUGAGAAUGUUUUUGGUUAAUUAUAUGUAAUAUUAUCUGUUAGGCAUUUAGGAUACCAAAUAUGAAACAUCCAUAUGGUGUAAUUAUUUUCCUCAGAGUUAAAAAUACAGAAAAAAACAGCUAUAUGCUGGUUUUGGAAUUUGUUUUUUUCUUCAGAGGAAAAAAAAAGUUUCGAUGUGUAUCUUUGAUAUUCCAUAAUGUGAAAAUAUAGUGAUAACACUCAAGGAGUUGUGAAACAUGACUAAAGAAGUUGUAAUGAAGAAUAGAGGUAAAUUCACUUAAUAUUUACUAAAGAGGCUUUAUUAUAAGAAGUCCAUUUCUAUAAAUGGUGGCUGGCACAGGAUGAAACAAAUGGUUUUAGUCUUUGCAUUGUACAGUGUGUCAGUUUUUGACCUUAUGGGCUUUUUUUUUUAAUAAUUGAUGUUAUACUUUUGGUUGAAGAGAAGAAUAAGAACUAAAUUAUAUUAUAGGAGUUUAUUGGCGUUCUAUUCUGCUGUGAAGUGGAAAUUUCAGUUCAUUGCCGUAGGAAUUCAGAUUUUAGCCCAGAUGUAUCUUUUGUCAAAAGAGUAUCUUGCUCAAUAUAUGAUCUUGGGCAGUUCUAUGCAUCUCUCUGGGCCUUCUACUUAUUUCCAGAUUGUAGUGUUAGUGUAACUACAUGACCCUUUGAAACCAGCAGAAAUUCUGUGCUUCAGAUCCUCAGCCUCCCUGCCAUUCAGCCUGCAUAACCACGUGUGCCACUGAAGUUACUUCAUAGCUUAGAGAAGGAGGAGGUACUGACACUUGGAAGCAUGGUUUCUAGCACAUGGUCUUAACAAUAUACUUCCUGCAGAGCAAUCUGAGGAUCCCUUAUUUCCAUUAGCAAACUCCUCAGCCUUUGGUUUCUAUUUGAGUGACCCCCCCGGAACAUCUUCACUCUAAGUAGAAACACUUUCACUUGAUAGUACUUUCACUUUCAGUGGUGCUGAUUUGGGGGAAGAAUUUAAAUACUUACGGCUUUGAAGCAUAUACUGUUUUUGUAUAUUGCCUCCAACUGAAGGAAAGAGCAUCGGACGGUAUGGAAUUUAACCGUUCUUGACGUUCUCGUAGGCAGAAUAGCACGGGCUCCCUUGGUCUUACUGACGUGAACAUGGUGAUGGAGCAGCGUUCUACGCUUGCCGUCCUUUAGCUGUUUCAUUUACUAAGUAGGCAGACUGCCUGAGUUUAGAGAACUGUGUAAGCUGGUGGUUUCCAUCUUUGAUGCUAUCUGAGUCGUCUUCUAAAAUUCUAAAUAAGGUGCAAAGUUAGUGGCAUUUUUUUUACAUCACAACUGUUUGGCCUAGAAAAAUGUCUUAAUAUACUCUAUGAAUGCAAGUUAUUAAUAUACAUCAACAUUAGCCAUUUAAGAAAGGUUGGUUUUUUUCUAAUCAACUUUUUUUCUUGUCUGUUGGUCAGUUGCAUAUGUCCAUUCUUUUAUAUAGUUGUAUAAAAUGAUUCUAAGAAUAAAAUAAAUUUUUUGUUAGUUUUCUUGUUUGCACUUUAGGAAAUUAGAUAUCCUGCUGGCAUUUGAAAAAAUUCUUUUCUAAAUCUAUGCUGUUUCAUGGAAUCUGAUAAAAAGGCUUAUAUCAAGUAUUGAAAUAGAUAAGCAUGUUUAUGGGGGGGAAACAAAAUUUCCAGUUAUCACUGGUUGUGUUAUAGUCUCCCUUUGUAAGCAAGAACAGUCACUGCCUUUUUAGAAUCGUUUUUGCUGUCUCAUGUUAAUUGUUUCAAGAAUAGUUCCAGAAAUGAAUACUGCUUGGGUUUUACCAAAGCAAACAAACAAGCAAACCAAACAGCUAAAGUUCUUUAUCUUAAUGUCAUAGUAAAAGUCAAUUUUGUGUUUAUACAGUUAGGUUUUUUUCUUUUUAAAAGAUUACUUAGAUUAUAAUUGGUGUUAGUGAAAUGUUUUGAUACCAAAAUUUAGUAUCAGUGUAAUUUUAUUUCAUUCAUAUGAUUGCCAAAUAUUAGUUUUCUUGAAGGGGGAGCAGGCAGGCCAAUGGAUUCCCUUCAGGUUAAGUUAAAUAUGUAUUUGAAAUAAGAAGACUUCUAGUAUCUGGAAUGGAAUUUUAUUAGGCUGCAAAUUAAAUUAUUGUGCUUUUGCUUAGCCCCUUUAAACUAAGGAGUAUUUCUUCUCUGCAUGCCUUUCAUGAAUUUGAAAAUGAGUAAUUUCCUUCAGGUUUUUAGCCUGAUAGGAGCAAAAUUCUGUUUUUAUUUCAAUUCUCACCCGGCGUUUCUAUGUAGUUAACUAUGCUGAUUUUUCUAUUUGAAA